Messenger RNA from Stegodyphus dumicola, 3147 nucleotides. RefSeq names its product testis-expressed protein 264 homolog. The record is from RefSeq and is a predicted model, not a curated record. NCBI's taxonomy places the organism in Eukaryota, Metazoa, Arthropoda, Arachnida, Araneae, Eresidae. Gene Ontology annotation, biological process: protein-DNA covalent cross-linking repair; reticulophagy. Gene Ontology annotation, cellular component: autophagosome membrane; endoplasmic reticulum membrane; replication fork.
UGAAUUGUGUUUCUUUUUUGUUUUGUAGUGUUUGUUUCGUCGUUAGAGUAAAAAUUGCUCUUUAAAGCUAAAGAGCUCUGAAUCCUUAAUUCGAUUACAUGACGGGAAUGUUAAACUAUGAAUAUUUUGUGGAAUAUUAUCAUACAAUUAUAUGUAUUUUUGCUCUUUCUUUUUCCAUAUUAAUAUUUAUAUUGUAUUAUCAUGGAGUCUUUUAUAAAGUAGAGGUGAAAACAGCACGGCCACCUUUUACCAAAGACACUUUUGUAGUUUAUAAAUUCACACAAAAUUACACUGAAUCUAGAGAUUUGCUAACUGAAGUACAAAAUAUAGCGCCGGAUUUUGAUUCCUUUUCAAUUUAUCAUGAAAAUUUUUAUCAAACCAGAAGUCAAGUAGGAUCUUCUGUUGGGGUGGUUUUGCCAGAAAAUAUUGAAGAAAAUUUAUAUCGCAAGCUAAUUCAAGCAGGUUAUAAAGUUGCUAUAUUCCCAGCCAUAGAUUUUGCUGUCGUUGCAUCAUUUCCAUACAAAAAUCAAUAUUCCUUGGUCAUUGCAGUUUACAGAACUUAUCCUAGACUAAAGCAAUAUAUAAAGGCCUACAGACUUUGUGCACACCCUAUCAUGGAACUUUAUACCAAAGAUACAGUCUUCUUUAUUGCUCCACUGUCAAAGCAGUUUGACUUUUAUGCAGAAGAAGCCAUUCCAGAGUAUGAAGAGAGUACCUCUGAAGAAGAAAAUGAAUUUUCUGAUGACUUAGAAUAUUCCAAAAGUCGUUAUCAUCACAGUUCAUUGAAAAGUCAAUGCUACUGUGAUCCAUUUUUACAUUCUUCAUCUUGCGAUAGGCGCAAGCGAGCCUUGCUAUUAAUACACUCAUGUCCAAAAUUAUCUUUACUUGCAUAACAUCAUGGAUUUCUCAGAAACUGUGAACUGUAUAAAUUUGUGUGGAAUGCUACAUAACAUCAUAGUGCAUAAAUACAAAGGAAAAAAUUUUAAAACUUUGCAUUUGAUAUAAAACUGUAGCAUCAAACUAUAAAAAUGGUGAUAAUGUGUUAUAAGGAGAGUUGAGAAGCAAAAAGAAGAAAGCAUAAGUCGGAAAAAAUUAGGGCUAAUAAAUUUAAUGUUUAAUGUGAUCACCUCUGACUUCUACUCACAUAUCACAGCAUGUUUUCAGGCUGAGGACCAUCACACCUUCAUUACCAAAAUGGUCACUUCCCAUAACAUUCAAAGGAAAAUUUCACGUUCCUAAUUUCUUCUAGAUGUAAACAUAUGUAAAAUCAGAUAUUCUAAACUUUGGCUCAUCAGUAAUGUGGACAUGGGACUAUUUGUGUGCACUCCAGUUUUGAUGUUCUCUGCACCAAUUAAAGUGAUCUCUCUUUUGUUGUAAAAACAGCAAAAUGUAUACUCUAAGCUAUAAUAUACAUAAAUUAUGAAUGUCUUGACUUAUGUUUUUUUCCUAAAGUGCGGAAAUUUCUAGAGUUUUGUUAAUUUAAGUCUAAUGGGGCAGCCAGACAUAUAUUCUAAAGUUUUAGAUAAGUUACUUUCAAAUAGAUUGUAUCUUCUAGAUGUAAACACAUGUAAAAUCAGAUAUUCUAAACUUUGGCUCAUCAGUAAAGUGGACAUGGGACUAUUUGUGUGCACUCCAGUUUUGAUGUUCUCUGCACCAAUUAAAGUGAUCUCUCUUUUGUUGUAAAAACAAUGUAUACUCUAAGCAAAAUGUAUACUCUAAGCUAUAAUAUACAUAUAUUAUGAAUGUCUUGACUUAUGUUUUUUUCCUAAAGUGCGGAAAUUUCUAGAGUUUUGUUAAUUUAAGUCUAAUGGGGCAGCCAGACAUAUAUUCUAAAGUUUUAGAUAAGUUACUUUCAAAUAGAUUGUAUUAUUUUUUUUAGAAUAGUUUUGCAUCAUCAAAACAGUAUGAGUUUACACUAGGCCGCUCUGUGGAAAAGGCUGCUUAUGAUCUAGUUAUUAUUAUUAGCUCGCAGAAGUUCCAUGUAGCUCCUUCAAUGUCUCAGGAGCCUUUGAUACCUAAUAGAUGAGAGUCUUUGUUCUCCAUCUGAUGAAAUUCUGAUAUCCCCAAAAAUAUCUGCAGAAUCUUUCUUAGUUAUUUUAAUAAAAGGUUAUUAAAUUUGCAAGUUAGGAUAUUUGUAUUGAAAGAAUGGUUUGCAAAGAAUACCCACAGAUUUCUGCUCUGCUACUUUGGAACUCCAUAAUGUAUGGACUGUUAAAGAAAGUGUCCAGAUGGUAUAAGAAUGCUUUAUUAUGCAGAUGACAUUUCCAUCUUAUUCUUUGCUUCAAAUUGUACAGCUAUCGAAGUGCUAUAUGUGCUGCAGAGCAGAUAUAGAAUAACCUUUUUGAAAUAUGUGCUAAAUUUUCUGAACAGCAGUCAGAUAUUCAAGAAUUGUUUUAAUAUUUUAACAUAAAUUCUGCUAUGUGUGAAAGAUUAUGGGAGAGCAUAUCUGUAGAUAUUUUACAAAAUCUUGGCAUAAUUUAUGGCCAAUUACUAUAUUUCAUGAUAGUAUGGUGAUGAUAGCUGUGAAUAUGAAAGUUUUUAGAUAUCAUAAGUAAAAGGUGAAGUAAUAAAUAGUGAAAUCAGUUGUAGGAUUUUUGAUCCAAAAAAUAUUGCAACAGAUAGGGGAAAAGUGAUGGAGAAGUUUUUGAGAAUGAAAAGAUUUCAACUGACAGUUUAUUGAGAAUUCACAACAUUGCAAUUAUAGCAUUUGAACAGUAGAACUUUGUAACUGAACAAGAAAUUUAUGUCUGUCUAUAAAAUUAAAGUAUUAGCACAACAAUCAAAACGGUUUAAAGAACUUGUUGAUUAUUAUAGACACAUGUUACAAAAAUUUCAGUGGACUGUAUUUUAAAAUCACUUUAUUUACUUUCAUUUUGAAAACACUCACUACACUUUUCAACUCUAUUCUUUCAAAUUGUUAGAAUCCAAAAUUUAAAAUUAAAAUCGCUUAUGAUUUCGAUGACAACUUAAAUCGUUUUCUUCUUGAUCACGCUGCCACAAUAGCGCUUAUAAUUAGGUACGGAAUGGAACUUGUAUUGAAAGAAAUGUAUAAUGAAAGAAAUAAAUAUUGAGCUUUUUUUCUAAAUUAUGAUUUCUUUAAGUUUACAAAUGCUUCAUUAUUUCAUAUUUUUAAUAUUAUACUUGCUG